This is a messenger RNA of Durusdinium trenchii, 1968 nucleotides long. NCBI's taxonomy places the organism in Eukaryota, Dinophyceae, Suessiales, Symbiodiniaceae. The record is from the annotation of a GenBank genome assembly.
GGGGUUUUUACACCACUCAAAGUUGGGCUCAACUCGCAAAUGACAAUGAUUGACAAUGUAGCCCUGCGGGCCCCUAUGUGUGUCUCCGAAAGCUUGAGGAACUAGUGAACUUUGGCGAGAGUUGGCCAACAAAGAACAAAGAUGCUGGAAAACACUUUGUUUGUCGAGGCAGUCUCCGAAGCGGCCAUUUUUGAUCAUGAAUCAUCUUUGUACACUUCCAUGCUUACUAAUUCUCUGACUCACUACGCUGGGACCUUUAGUUCACCAUGGCGGAUUGGGACCAGCUGAGCUUGGAGGAUCAGGCCGCCAUCCUGCGCAUUUGGCAGGAGGAUGCGUCCAGCUCUCCCACGGCCUCCCCACGGCCAACACCACCGACCGACCGACGGGCGGCAUCGCCACUGCGUUGGAGCUACGAGGCAGGUGGCCACGACCCCUUGGAAGCUAUGAGCGCAGAGGAUCGGGCGGCCGUGCUACUGGCUUUGGUCGAGGAGGCGGUGGACAGCGGCCGGCCACGACCACCCUCCCCACCGCCAGAGUUUCAAGAGCGGCCUUUGUCCAGAGAGGAGCUUACAAAGAUUCAGAGCCCUGAUGCCUUCCGCAGGGCUUCUCAAAAGAAGCAUGCCAACAGACAUCCUAGUCCUGACUUCGCUGAUCAGCAAGAAUGCCACAAGGUCCCAAACUCCUUGUUGUACAAGGCUUUUGCUCAGACCACAGACCCGGAGAUCCAGAGUGAGCUCGUACGUUUCGGCUACAGCGAUGACAACAUCCGAAACCAGGAGGGAAGGCACAACGUCCAGCAGCGGCGCCAGGAGGGUCGCGCUGGCUUCUUCGAUCAUAUCACCACCAACCUGGAUCAGAUGGACCAACAGUUGGCCGACCGCCUGAACACCGCGCUGCGCGACGUUGUUGCGGAGGGUCGGAUGUCUUCAAAUACUUGCGGCCAUUUGCUGAAGGUCAUGGCUCAACAAAGUCGGCCCGGGCGACAGUGGGUGGCAGACCGUGAUAUGAGGACCUACCGGGAUGAGCACAGCAAGGCAUCGAUCAGGGAUGCCCGAAGUGCUUUGGAGCAGCUUCACAGGCCCGAGCUGCUUGCGGAGAACCAGCACCGGCCAUCGCCCGGCGGAGCCUUUGUGGACGUGGGGGUGUACGAGUCCAGGGGCUCUGCAAACGGGAGCCGCUUGUACGAAGGCCCAUGCGGCGGGAGGUUCCACAUGUCGGCUGCUGGAAACCCGGUGUACCACCCCCGCACGCCCGCGGCCAGUCCUCCGAGGCGCCCGCCCAGUCCACCAAGGCGUGCGCCCAGCCCGGUCAGGCACUACCCUAGCCCCGCAAGUCGUACUAUUGGCUUUGGAGGUUUUGGGAUGCCGUCAGGCAGCUUCAGUUCCAGUAUGCCAAGCUCAGGCAGCUUUGUUGGUUUCCAUUCUUCCAGUGGUUCAGCCAAUGGCCGAGCCGUUUUUCAGGGGCCGCGCGGUGGGCAGUUUCACUACUCCGCCGCCGGCAAUAAAGUGUAUCACCGCCGGUAGGGUUAGGUCGGGCAUACUGACUUUGAAGAGGUCGUUUACCCUUCUCAUUAACUUUGAACUGCGCGAUGCCCGACAAGGCAGUGUACAGUCAGACCUUGCUAGACUUGUGGGCAGGAUGCCGAAGGUCCUGGAGAAAACUUGAAGGCUUGGUUUCUCAAGGGUUCUUAAGGCAUAUCAAUAUCAAUGUGUCAGAUAGUGUUACCUUUCACAUAUAUUCACAUACUGGGUUUAACUGUUCGGAAUGGACUGGAUGUUGAUAAUUACAUUGAUGUUGCCAUGAAGGGUAAUAAGGUGGUUUUUCAAAUCCAUUUGACAAAGCUUUAUGUUCGUCAAUUUUGCAGAAAUACUGCAGGUUUCAAUACACCUUUUUUACCGAAAUUAAUUGGAGAUUUGAAAUCUAUAUUUUUCCGAACUCAGGAAUUCAUCGAUUUGCUCUUAUUCGGGC